Molecule: messenger RNA, 1659 nt
Organism: Ostertagia ostertagi
Lineage: Eukaryota; Metazoa; Nematoda; Chromadorea; Rhabditida; Trichostrongylidae
Source: the annotation of a GenBank genome assembly
CACAACCGACUGACUACUGACGCGCUUGUCUCGCCGUCUCUCCCUCGUAACGCACAGUAUUUCGCCGCUGUUGAGCGCUUUUGGUCGCCUGCUGGAAGGGCGGAGCGCUGUUGCGCACUUAUCGCAAGACACUCCGACAUGGACGGCGGUGGUUGUAGUCCACCUGUGGAUCCCAUUCAAGGGGAACAACGCUUUACUGAAUUUACUCACUCUACAAACGACGACAUCAAUGUCGACGAGCCUUCGACUUUUUCGGCAAUUUCGGCAGCACCGCUGCCACGACCUACGUCGUUCACAAAUCUCCAGAAUCUUGGCGGUGGAUUACGACGUCCGCUCGCUAAAAACGCACUGGUCGCUCGACCUUCAUCUGUGGCACGUGAGAAAUCCGUGGCCAUCAAUCGCUUCAAGAAAUCAAGAACAAGACGGUUCUUUCACCCGUAUGCAAAGGAAAUCGGUGCUAUUCAAGCAUUGAAAGAAGUCGCAUCGUCACCUGAUGAGGUUGCCGCUAAAUUCGCCUCCGAAGCACUCACCGUUAUCGGUGAAGAGGUACCGUACAAACUUGCUCAACAAGUUCCUAAUUGGACGGUCAAAGAUGUACAAUAUUGGGUGAAAAAGAUCGGUUUCGAGGACUACGUUGAUCACUUCGCUAAGCAAAUGGUCGAUGGAGACAUAUUCUGGAAAGAGACAUCGGCAUGUCCUCAGGACUCCAUCGGAAGCGAUUUAUUCCGUGAACUCGAAAGCCUCAAAAUUGCCGCUGACUAUUCAGCUGUGGACGAGAGUAACCUAGACCAACUGCUGAUGUCACUGAGCCCAGAACUCUCCGUUUACACCUACAAGAUGUUGUCGUGUGGUAUCAAUCGAUCAUUGCUAGGCUCGUUAACCGACGAACUAAUGCAGACCGCAUGUGGAAUCACGAAUCCAAUCCAUCGACUCAAGAUGACGCAAGCUUUCCAAAAUCCAAAACAUCCAGACAAUUCGAAAGAUGGCCAUGCUAGGCAUAGCAAAUCGACGUAUAGCCAGUACCGGAAAUUCACUGCCAGCCUUAUCAAAGUGUUACUGCAGUUGAAAGGCUACAAAGUGUUCAUCGACGUCGACAAAUUGUACGCUGGAAAAUUCGACUCAUCAUUAUUAAAGAAUAUCCAAGCUGCUAAACACUUCAUCCUCGUCCUUACGCCUAAUUCCCUCGAUCGACUGCUCAACGAUCACAAUGGCGAUGACUGGAUACACAAAGAGCUGAAAUGUGCCUUCGAAUAUCAGAAGAACAUCAUUCCGAUUUUCGACCAAGCUUUCGAAUUCCCUCAAAACGAGGAGCAAAUCCCUCAAGAUAUUCGAAUGAUCACCAAAUACAACGGUGUCAAAUGGGUCCAUGACUAUCAAGACGCAUGCAUGGGCAAAGUUGUUCGCUUCAUCGAGGGAGAACUCAACCGAACGCCCAGCCUUCCGGCUCCGUCUCACACCGCGCCACAUCCGCGACGCGCGCCCAGCGGUCGAUUUCCGACUUCACAAACGAGCAUACGACAAGCUUCGACAACCAGUCAUCGGGCCGGACGAGUUGGAGAACAUCCACCGUCAACGCCUACAUUCACACCAGCGUCGUCGACGGAUAAAAAUCGACGGAAACACCAUACCUCCGUGACAACGGUAUACGAUCGUAGCUAA